Messenger RNA from Durusdinium trenchii, 1133 nucleotides. The record is from the annotation of a GenBank genome assembly. NCBI's taxonomy places the organism in Eukaryota, Dinophyceae, Suessiales, Symbiodiniaceae.
ACCACACAUACUUAUCCAAAGUGCGUUUGCUGCACCCAUGCCUCAUGUGAAUAUUCAGUCUGCGAAUGGCGACUAUCAAAUUUACUAUCAGAGGUUGCCGGAGCAUGCUGAAGACCUCAAUGACCGACCUCGAGUCCUGUUGCUGAUGGGCUUAGGUGGUACACAUGGUUUGUGGAAGUUUCAAUUUGAGUACCUGCAAACAUUUUGUCAAGUUUGCGCUGUGGACAACCGCGGUACCGGGUACUCUGGGCAUCCUUCAGGCCAAAUAAGGUACACCACCAAGCGAAUGGCGGAAGAUGCCUUGGCUGUGCUUGAUGAUCUUGGCUGGACGAAAGUGCACAUUAUUGGCAUCAGUAUGGGUGGAAUGAUUGCGCAGGAGCUGGCCAUCGCGGUGCCAAACCGUGUAGCUUCCCUAGCACUUUUGUCUACCUAUUCCUCGGCCCUCUUGGCUUUACCAACCGUUGCAGCCUUGAUUGACUUGGCUCGCUCCACCGGACUUCUCACGAGAGACUUGCGUGAGCAAGGGCGGGCCUCCAUGAGGCUGAACUUUCCCGACCGUUGGCUUAGUGGAAAGCGGCUCUCAGAAUUGCAUGAGGGCAAGGAGGUUUCGAACUUCAGGUGGGUGAACAAAGCCUUCAUUUUGAUGAGCCUGGAAAUUCCAAAUGAGUUGAAGAGCAAAGGAGCUGGACCACCCCCAAGAACUCAGCCCAGUGAGAUGUUUAAGCAGCUUGCCGCAGUUUUAACGCAUCAUGUCAGCAAUGCUCGGUGUGAGACACUUCGCAAACUUGGAGUGCCGGUUCUGGUCAUGACAGGUAGUGAGGAUUGGCUUGUCCGCCCUGUGAAUUCCAAUGUCAUUGCAAGGCAUUUUAACACGAAAGUGGACGUUUUGCAUGGUAUUGGGCAUGGUCUCAUUUUCCAAGACUCUCCGAUGGUCAAUGAACAUUUGGCAAAGCACAUCAAACUUGGAGAGGAGUAUGUCCAAACUCUCAAUCGCUCCAAGCUUUGACGGCACACGAUUGGCUGAAACGGCACACGUUGACAGUGAGAAAGGGAACUAUGUGAUGGGCUGUGUGUGAUGAGAUGUGUUUUCCUUUUGGUCAAUAUGAAUGGCACAAAAGCAGAGACGUUGGAGA